Neogale vison (American mink) is the source of this 5970-nucleotide messenger RNA. It is a transcript of the gene UBE4B, whose product is annotated as ubiquitination factor E4B. Gene Ontology annotation, biological process: protein polyubiquitination. The transcript is spliced from 28 exons. The coding region runs from base 710 to 4645 and encodes 1311 amino acids. Gene Ontology annotation, cellular component: cytoplasm; ubiquitin ligase complex; nucleus. NCBI's taxonomy places the organism in Eukaryota, Metazoa, Chordata, Mammalia, Carnivora, Mustelidae. The record is from RefSeq and is a predicted model, not a curated record. Gene Ontology annotation, molecular function: ubiquitin-ubiquitin ligase activity.
UUCAAAGAUGGCCGCCCUGUUGUUUUGAUGAAUAAUACUUGGUGGGGCGAGGGGGUAAGAGUAGGGGUGGAGGGGUAGGAGGAUUUACUCUUCCAUCCAGAGCAUCGCGAGUCCCGUCCUCCCCCUCCCCCCUGCCCGGGCUCCGGCGUGGAGGCGGGGCGUGGCCGGCCUGCUUUGGGAGGGGAGGGGCUUCCCUCUUCAGUGCUGGGCUCUGCCUUGGCGGUUCUGGGGUCGCCUUACCUCGGGGCAUCCACUCUGCAGUCGAACAGUUCCCGCCUGGGGCAAAGGGUAGGAAGGAGAGCAGGAUCUGCUGGAGGAAGCGCACCUGCCGCGUCACCACCACGAAGACACAGCAGGCUCAGGGCACGAGACGUGCUGGAGACCCGAGUCCCUGGUCUGGGUAACCUGGGAAGCAGAGGGCAAGAGUGGCGCCUUAAGAUAACCCUGUAGAGCAGCAGCGGUGGUGGCCAAAGGAGGCUCCCCGGGGCACAAGCAGCUGUAGGAGUCUGUGGGGCGAUUGGAGUGACCGACGCCAAGGCGGUUCAGUGCCUCUCGUGUUCUUAUUUUUUAACCUCUGACUAUGCAAUUCUGAAACCUCCCCCAUUCGGGGGACCAGACAGCCCGAUAGACACCUUCCACUCUCCUCCCGCCCUGGUCUCAAGAACAGAAGGAUCUCUCCCUAACGCCUUUCACCAUUAAGAGGAAAGCGAUGGAGGAGCUGAGCGCUGAUGAGAUCCGACGGAGGCGCCUUGCACGACUUGCCGGUGGACAGACCUCCCAGCCGACCACCCCGCUCACCUCGCCCCAGAGGGAGAACCCUCUGGGGCCUCCCGUAGCAGCAUCAGCCCCAGGCCCCUCCCAGAGCCUUGGUCUCAGUGUCCACAGCAUGACCCCAGCUACCUCCCCAAUAGGUGCAUCAGGAGUAGCGCAUCGAAGCCAGAGCAGUGAAGGAGUCAGUUCUCUCAGCAGCUCGCCCUCCAAUAGCCUUGAAACCCAGUCUCAGUCUCUCUCACGUUCCCAGAGCAUGGAUAUCGAUGGCGUCUCUUGUGAAAAAAGCAUGUCCCAGGUGGAUGUGGAUUCAGGAAUUGAAAAUAUGGAGGUUGAUGAAAACGAUCGAAGAGAAAAGAGGAGCCUCAGCGAUAAGGAGCCUUCCUCGGGUUCAGAAGUGUCCGAAGAGCAGGCCUUGCAGCUGGUCUGUAAGAUCUUCCGCGUCUCCUGGAAGGACCGGGACAGAGAUGUCAUCUUUCUUUCUUCUCUUUCUGCACAAUUUAAGCAGAACCCAAAAGAAGUGUUCUCUGAUUUUAAGGACUUGAUUGGCCAGAUUUUAAUGGAAGUGCUAAUGAUGUCUGCUCAGACCAGAGAUGAAAAUCCUUUUGCCAGUCUGACGGCCACGUCACAGCCAAUUGCAGCGGCAGCUCGGUCACCAGACAGAAAUCUCAUGCUCGCUACCGGCUCCAACCCAGGAACUAGCCCCAUGUUCUGCGGCGUGGGUUCCUUCGGUGCCAGCUCUUUCUCUAGCCUCUAUGAAACUAGCCCGGCUCCCAGUUCAAGUUUCUGGAGCUCGGCGCCAGUGACGAGUCCGUCCUUUGCCUCCUCCCCUGCCCGGGCAGCCGGCCCGAUGGCCGGGCCUGCCACUUCCCUCAGCCCGCACGCCGCGGCUCCUGGCUCUGCCGCAGGAAGCCAGCCCUCAUCUCCACGGUAUCGCCCCUACACCGUCACCCACCCGUGGGGGUCUUCAACUUCUCCUACCCCACGGUCCCCGGGCAUCUCCAUUCUGUCCAGCUCGCCCAGCCUCCCCGCCCUCGCUAGUAGCCUUCAAGCGGUGCCCGCCAGCUCUCCCAGACAGAGACCCAGCAGCCUAGGGCCACCUUCCCUGGCCGCCUCGCCCAGUGCCGCAAGCAGACGUCCCUCAGCCCUAAGGAUCUCUCCUAGUUUGGGAGCCUCUGGUGGGGCAAGUACCUGGGAUUCCUACAGUGACCAUUUCACCAUUGAGACCUGCAAGGAGACAGACAUGCUGAACUACCUCAUCGAGUGUUUUGACCGAGUUGGAAUAGAGGAAAAAAAAGCACCAAAGACGUGCAGCCAGCCGGCAGUCAGCCAGCUUCUGAGCAACAUCCGCUCGCAGUGCAUAUCCCAUACUGCGCUAGUCCUGCAGGGUUCCCUCACGCAGCCAAGGUCCAUGCAGCAGCCGUCCUUCCUGGUGCCGUAUAUGCUGUGCAGGAAUCUCCCGUAUGGCUUCAUGCAGGAGCUGGUGCGGACCACUCACCAGGAUGAAGAAGUGUUCAAGCAGAUCUUUAUCCCCAUUUUACAAGGCCUGGCCCUCGCUGCCAAAGAGUGCUCCCUCGACAGUGACUACUUCAAGUACCCCCUCAUGGCUUUAGGUGAGCUUUGUGAAACCAAGUUUGGGAAGACCCACCCCGUGUGCAAUUUGGUGGCUUCUUUGCCAUUGUGGUUGCCUAAAUCCUUAAGCCCCGGCUCUGGGCGGGAGCUGCAGAGACUGUCCUACCUGGGGGCUUUCUUCAGCUUCUCGGUCUUCGCGGAAGACGAUGCUAAGGUAGUUGAAAAAUAUUUCUCAGGGCCCGCCAUUACCCUGGAGAACACUCGCGUGGUCAGCCAGUCACUGCAGCAUUACCUGGAGCUGGGAAGGCAAGAGCUUUUCAAGAUUCUGCACAGUAUUCUGUUGAACGGCGAGACCCGUGAGGCUGCUCUCAGUUACAUGGCAGCCGUCGUCAACGCCAACAUGAAGAAAGCACAGAUGCAGACAGAUGAUAGAUUGGUAUCUACAGAUGGAUUCAUGCUGAAUUUCCUCUGGGUGCUGCAGCAGCUAAGUACAAAGAUCAAGUUAGAGACGGUGGACCCCACGUAUAUAUUCCACCCGAGGUGUCGGCUUAUCCUCCCUAAUGAUGAGACGAGAGUGAACGCGACGAUGGAGGACGUGAACGACCGGCUGGCUGAGCUGUAUGGAGAUCAGCCUCCAUUUUCUGAGCCGAAAUUCCCUACAGAAUGCUUUUUUCUUACCCUGCACGCCCACCACCUCUCCAUUCUGCCAAGCUGCCGUCGCUACAUCCGCAGACUCCGGGCCAUCCGGGAGCUCAAUAGAACCGUGGAAGAUCUGAAAAACAAUGAAAGCCAAUGGAAAGAUUCCCCGCUGGCAACUAGACACCGCGAGAUGCUGAAGCGCUGCAAAACUCAGCUUAAGAAACUGGUACGGUGCAAGGCCUGUGCUGACGCUGGUUUACUUGAUGAGAGCUUUCUGAGAAGAUGUUUGAAUUUUUAUGGCCUUCUCAUCCAGCUGCUGCUCCGCAUCCUGGACCCCGCCUAUCCCGAUAUAACACUGCCUUUAAACUCAGAUGUCCCCAAGGUAUUUGCAGCAUUGCCUGAGUUUUAUGUAGAAGAUGUUGCUGAAUUUUUAUUUUUUAUUGUACAAUACUCUCCUCAGGUGCUUUAUGAACCCUGUACUCAGGACAUUGUGACGUUCCUUGUUGUGAUGUUGUGUAACCAGAACUACAUCCGAAAUCCGUAUCUGGUGGCCAAACUGGUAGAAGUCAUGUUUAUGACCAACCCUGCUGUUCAGCCACGAACCCAGAAGUUUUUUGAAAUGAUCGAAAACCAUCCUCUCUCCACCAAAUUGUUGGUCCCUUCACUGAUGAAGUUUUAUACAGACGUUGAGCACACCGGAGCCACCAGUGAGUUCUACGACAAGUUCACCAUCCGCUAUCACAUCAGCACCAUUUUUAAAAGCCUUUGGCAAAACAUAGCUCACCAUGGCACCUUCAUGGAAGAGUUCAAUUCGGGGAAGCAGUUUGUCCGCUACAUAAACAUGCUGAUAAAUGACACGACGUUUCUGCUCGAUGAAAGUCUGGAGUCUCUGAAGCGAAUCCACGAGGUGCAGGAAGAGAUGAAGAACAAAGACCAGUGGGACCAGCUGCCCCGGGAUCAGCAGCAAGCCCGUCAGUCCCAGCUGGCUCAGGACGAGCGUGUGUCCCGCUCCUAUCUUGCCCUGGCAACAGAAACCGUGGACAUGUUCCAUAUCCUCACGAAGCAGGUCCAGAAGCCGUUCCUCAGGCCGGAACUUGGACCCCGAUUGGCCGCAAUGCUGAACUUUAAUCUUCAGCAACUCUGCGGCCCCAAGUGCCGUGACCUGAAAGUUGAAAACCCUGAGAAGUACGGCUUUGAACCAAAGAAGCUGUUGGACCAACUGACGGAUAUUUACCUGCAGCUGGACUGUGCCCGGUUUGCCAAAGCCAUUGCCGACGACCAGAGAUCCUACAGCAAAGAGUUGUUUGAAGAAGUGAUCUCGAAGAUGCGGAAGGCCGGGAUCAAAUCGACCAUAGCGAUCGAGAAGUUUAAGCUCCUGGCCGAGAAGGUGGAGGAGAUAGUGGCCAAGAACGCGCGCGCGGAAAUCGACUACAGUGACGCCCCCGACGAGUUCCGAGACCCUCUGAUGGACACCCUGAUGACCGACCCCGUGCGGCUGCCGUCCGGCACCGUCAUGGACCGCUCCGUCAUCCUGCGGCACUUGCUCAACUCCCCCACGGACCCCUUCAACCGGCAGACGCUGACCGAGAGCAUGCUGGAACCAGUGCCAGAAUUGAAAGAACAGAUUCACGCCUGGAUGAGAGAGAAACAAAACAGUGAUCACUAAACCGUCCCCCGUGCCCACCCUCCGCGAGACACAGCCCAGGCGGGCCAGGCCGGCGGGAGCGGUGUCGGCGGUGGAGACGCCCUUCCGAUGCCUUUCAGCCCCGCCGGGCAGGAGACGCUGAGAGCCCCACCCCCACCCCCGGAGUGACCAGACGGUGGAGACCCGGGAGGACGUGGAUGGCAAGAGGAACCCCAUUCCUGUACAUAUAUUUAAGUGACACACAUGGUCAAAAGCUUGAGGGACACACUUUACGAUUGCUUGUGUAAUAAAGCUCGUCUUCCUAUGUCACCAUUUGGGGCUUUUGCAACGGAAGUCUUUUAGCGAUUGAUGACCAGUGGGUCUGGGCAGCAUCCCAAGUUCAUCUCCCCCACCCCCACCCCCAAACCCAAUAUCCGUUGAUUUGAUUGUGAUUAGAGAACCUUGGACAUUUUGCUGCUAAAGAAUCCUUCCCCCUCCUCCUCCCUCGACCCGACUUGCACUGCUGUGGAUUUUUUUAAGAGAAGCAAAAACAAAAAUAUACUCCUUCCCCCUGCCCCGGCCCUCCAGACAUAUACUCUGUGAGAGAACCGUGCCUGCAACAAAGUGUUAAUCCUGGGAUCGUAUUUUUAUAUCAUAUUCACAUAUUUGUUUUUUUAAUUGGUGUUAGAUGACAUGAUUAAUAAAAAAGGCAAGAUAUUUUCAGAAUUCGAAUUUCAGUUUUUAUUUUUUUUUUCUUUUGAAAUGUCCCUUUCAAGUUUUUUUAUUCUAAACAAAAUGAAGAGAACCUGUUGCUCUGGUCCUUGGCGGAGGCCUCUCGUAGGAGCCCGAGGAGCAGCUGCAGGGCAGGGAAAAUAUUCACGUAUAUCAGGAUUUUUACAGGACUUACGGUUUUGGGGGGAGGCGCACGUGGGGCGGGGGGCGGCAAUUCAAAACCGUUCCAGUUCUCCUAGGAGGGAAAAGAAAUUCCUCAACUCCACAGUCUGUGAGUUCGAGGCAGGGGGUCAUCUAUAAGACGUAUCCUUUGGGGCUUGCCCUGACCAAAGCAAAAAUGGGGCACAGGAAACGGGGACGCGUGUCUCCCUGUAAACACACACACACACAGACACACACACACACACACACAGAACCGUAAGACUUUUUGUAUUACUACUCCCGACUCCAACAUACUUGAAUUCUCGCAUUUCCUGUGGGGUAAAAAAAGGAUCUGAAACCAUAAAGUGUUUUGAGGAAAUGAAGCUCCGAGAACAGACUUUCUUUUUUCCUUUUUCCUCCCCCUCCACAGACAAUGUCCUCUGUUCGAUUCCUAACGCAAACUACAAUAAAUGGCGAAACGCAUUCAGAAGGAA